Asparagus officinalis (garden asparagus) is the source of this 1757-nucleotide messenger RNA. RefSeq names its product GATA transcription factor 6-like. Lineage: Eukaryota; Viridiplantae; Streptophyta; Magnoliopsida; Asparagales; Asparagaceae. The record is from RefSeq and is a predicted model, not a curated record. Gene Ontology annotation, biological process: regulation of DNA-templated transcription. Gene Ontology annotation, molecular function: zinc ion binding; sequence-specific DNA binding.
CCUCUUUAGAUCUUUUUCCCCUUGUUGUUCUCCCACUCCUCUCCGGUAAAUUAAAACCCUUAAUUAAACAACUCCCCCAAACCAUCCCUUCCCUUUUAUUCUCUUAGUUAACUAAUUUCCUCAGGGAGAGGAAAAGAAAAGUGAAGAAUGGAGUUUUGGUUUCGUAGAGAGAGCCAAGCCCAGCGCCAACACCACCACCACCAGCAACAACCAUGUAUUGCUGAUGCUUUUGGUGAUGACGUGGUGGCUUUGGCUGUGGAGAAGGGCAACGGCUUUUUCUUGGGUGGUGAGGAUUUCAUGGUGGAUGAUUUGCUGGACCUCGGUGAACUUGAAACUGAAGAAGAAGAAGAAGAAGAAGAAGAAGAAGAUGGUGAUGAUGAGCGCCACAAGGAAACCCAACAAGGAGGACUAGGGCAAGGAGGAGGAGGAGGAGAAGGAGGAGAAGAAGAAGAAAGAGGAAAAGAGAUUGUUGGAGCUGAAGCUGGGGAAGAUAACAAGAAGCCUGAUGUCUCCUUUGAGCCUGAAGCCACCCCUUCUUGUUCUCCUGUUUCUGAACUCAGUCUUCCGAUGCACGAUGGGGCGGAGUUGGAAUGGGUAUCACGCAUCGUGGACGACUCCCUCUCUGAAUUCCCGACACCACCGAGCAGCAGCAGCAGCAAGCAGGCAGCAGCAAGCAACUGUGGCCGCUGCGAAAGGCACCCGAUUUAUUAUUACUCCUCCUCGCCCUCCUCCUGGGGCGGAGGGGCCCCACUUCUCCUCCUCGAUGCUUUACCCACAUCUACUUCCUCCUCCUCCUCCUCCUCCUGCUCCUCCCCAUUAUCAUCCUCACCGUCACCAUCGCUGUCAUCCCGUUUCAUUUUGGCCCACCACCUAGCAAGAGUAAGAAGAAGAAGAAGAGAGGACGCAAGCAGUUCGUCAAUGGUGCAAAGGGAAGAGGCGAUGCAGCCACUGGUGGCGUUAACUAAGACUCCUCAGUGACCCGAAGGAGCCAAAACUCUGUGCAACGCAUGUGGGGUCCGAUACAAGUCGGGGCGUCUCCUCCCGGAGUACCGCCCCGCAUGCAGCCCCACCUUCAUCAGUCACAUCCACUCCAACAGUCAUCGCAAAGUCAUGGAGAUGAGGCGUAGCAAGGAACCUCAAGAGCAAGAUGAUGAACAAGAGGCCAAAGGCCAGGACAGGCUUCUUCUCAUUUCCUCCGUAGCCUAGCGCUAUCACUCCACUCUGCCUCUGCCCUGGACGUUUUUGGCCUGCCUCCAUCCACUUUACAUUCUCCCCUUCAUAAAAAAUAAUAAUUAAUUACAUGUUUAGAAAUUAAGAAAUUUAGGUAGAAGCAGGCAUCAGAUGUUAUUAGUGGUUUUUAUUUGCUUUUAAUUAGGUCGUGUUAGGGUUUGGGGGUAGAAAUUUCUCCUCGUUUUGCAGGAUAUAAAAUAACAGAUGUAAGGAGAGUAGGGAAGGGGAAUUAGUCAGGAAUUAGGCUUUAGGGAGGAGGAUACGGAGGGGUAAAAGGAAAAGUGUUAGCGUGAAUAUUUCUCAAAUUCGCCUGCUGUAAUUUUUCCUUAUGAAACUUAGUUUUAGUUUUUAAUUAGGAGUAUGAAGAUGGUAUUGAUGGAGUUGCAGAACCAUCGACCUUUCCUUUUCCUUUUGUAAGGCAUCCGUAUAAAUUUUCUGUUAUUUCUCUUUUCAUUUUUUUUCCCCAACCAUAUAUGUUGCUUAUAAUCAAAUAGACAUGAAUGGAGAUCGUUAGAGUCAGAGACACA